Molecule: messenger RNA, 411 nt
Organism: Penicillium digitatum Pd1
Lineage: Eukaryota; Fungi; Ascomycota; Eurotiomycetes; Eurotiales; Aspergillaceae
Product: Zinc finger, C2H2
Source: RefSeq, a predicted model, not a curated record
AUGUCCACUUCCCAAGCUCUCAGCGCUGAGGAUAAUCCCGACCCUGGCCCCGAUCCUAGCACUGUCACUGACACUGGCAAUAGCGCUGGCACUGGCACUGGCUCCACGCCCCAGUGCAGCUACUGGAGAGCACGUGGUUCCAACGAGCCCCCGAUUUUCGCCACACCCACCAAAUUUCUUUGUGACUGCCCAAACCACCGCGUGUGGCAGUGGCCCCUCGGGCAUGCCGAGCUGAUAAUUGCCCCCUGCGCAUUCAGAUGUCCCUACUGUAGGGAAUUCAACAAGGUCAAUCGGACAAGGCUGAUGGCCUCAAACCUCCGUCGCCACAUCACCAAGACGCACAUUGAGGGGGCCCCUUUUGUGUUUGGCACUCUUGUUGUCGCGCCGGGAAUGCAAAGAAGAGGUUCGUAA